AUGAAUAACAACAUAUAAAAAUAAAGAAUCUUUCAUUUUCUUUUUUUUUAGAUUUUAAUAAAAUAGAAUAAUUGCUUUUAUAAGGAUGGGUAUUUGUUAUAGAAAGAGUAAUAAUUAUUAAGAAUUUCAUAUACUAAUGAAUUAUAAGUAAUUAACUUUCAAUAAAAACUAAUAUUUGAUUAGAUAGUUCUAAUAAUUUUCUCAAAUUAUGGGUAAAGAGAUGUCAAUUUAUAAUUUAGAAAUUGA
Molecule: messenger RNA, 246 nt
Organism: Paramecium tetraurelia
Lineage: Eukaryota; Ciliophora; Oligohymenophorea; Peniculida; Parameciidae
Exons: 1
Source: RefSeq, a predicted model, not a curated record